AUGGAAGCACCUCCAUCAAUCGCAAUUAUCGGCGGUGGACCGAGCGGUCUAGUCCUUGCUCGACUACUCGAAGUAAACGGAAUCACAGACUACAUUGUCUUUGAGCGAGAUCAGUCCUCAUUUCCAGACCCGAACCAGCAAGGUGGAACACUGGACCUGCACACAGAGUCUGGCCAAGAAGCCCUGAAGCGAGCCGGCUUGUUCGACAAGUUCAGCAACGAACUCGCGCGUUGGGACGCUGCAUGUUUGCAUGUCCUCAAUUCAGAUGGGGAGACAAUCGCCAACAUGAGUGAUGUGGGGAACCGUCCUGAGAUCGAUCGCUUACAACUUCGCCAUCUUUUGCUCGAGUCGAUUCCUCAGCAUAAAAUUCGAUGGGGACACUGUGUCAAAUCAAUCGAGAGAAAAGAGGGUGAUGAGCAGCCUAUGAAGAAUAAUGGAUGCACUAUUCACUUUACAAAUGGAUCCUCUGCUACUGGGUUCCAACUUAUUGUGGGUGCUGAUGGCGUAUGGAGCAAAGUCCGUCCUCUGCUCACACCCACAAGGCCAGUUUACUCUGGUAAACUCUACAUCGAGGGCAAAAUCUCGCACAACAAUCCGAGCUACUCCGUCGCUCAUGAGUUAGUCGGGCCUGGAAACAUGCUCGUCUUGGGCAACCAUAAGAUGAUGGCAGUGCAGCAACUAUCUGACGGCCAUUAUCGUGUUUACUUUGGACUGGCUGAACCUGAAGAUUUCUAUCAACGCAAGAUCUCCAUCGACACUGAUCCGACCGAAGCUACCGAGGCAAUGCGUUCCCGUCUUCUGUCAAAUGAUUUCUUCGCACAUUGGGCACCGCGCGUGAAGGGAUUUAUCAAAAAUGCGGAAGGCCCAUUCCGUCCCUGGCCCUUGUACUUCAUUGACCCUGAAACUGUUGGCUGGGAUCGCUGCGUUGCUCCCGGCGUGACCUUGUUGGGGGAUGCUGCUCAUGCUUCUACUCCCUUCGUUGGCGAAGGCGUGAAUUGUAGCAUGUACGAUGCAGUCAUGCUAGCUGAGAGUCUUGUCAGUCACUGCGGCAGAAACAUUACGUUGGAUAAUGUAGAUGAUAUAAAGCUGGAAGCUGCACUGGCCGCAUACGAAAAAGAUAUGUUCACACGUGGUAAAGAUUUGAUUCAGCGCAGCACUGAGAGCGGAAAAAUGCUGUUUUCGAGUAACGCCAGCUCUCAUAUUCUAGGUUUACUCAAUGAUGAUGCCGAGAAUGAACCUGCUGGUUUAGAGAAUCAUGGGAAGGUAUAG
Penicillium vulpinum is the source of this 1269-nucleotide messenger RNA. RefSeq names its product FAD-dependent oxidoreductase. The transcript has 2 exons. The record is from RefSeq and is a predicted model, not a curated record. Gene Ontology annotation, molecular function: FAD binding. Bases 1 to 1269 code for a protein of 422 amino acids. NCBI's taxonomy places the organism in Eukaryota, Fungi, Ascomycota, Eurotiomycetes, Eurotiales, Aspergillaceae.